AUGUUCACCCAAUUUUCUAUCACCCUGCUUCUCGCAGGUAUCGUAGUUGCCGAGGACUGCGAAGCAGGAUGGACACCCUACAAAGUCAUGAACAGCUGUUAUAAGAUGGUGAACGGGCAGACAUUCUGGGAUGCCGAGGCGGAGUGCGCGUUGGAAGGAGCCCAUUUGACGUCGCUGAUGAACGAUGAAGAAAAUCAGUUCAUCGAGGGAAUGAUGGCCGAGAAAAUUCCUGGCCACAACGCGUGGAUUGGCGGCUUAUUGAUGACGAGGGAGAAGACACAGAUCCACUGGAUGGACGGUACACCUGUUGACCCCGAGAAUGUCAUUUGGAACAAGGGCAACAAGCCAGACAUCACAGAGCGGCGAUUCUGCAUACGCAAAACAAGCAAUGGGAGCCUGGAGCAAGAAUUUUGUGAUGAGCUGUACAAAGGGAUCUGCAAGCGACCGGUCGGCCAGGUGGCACCGAAGCUAGAGACGCCAACUUGCGAGGAGGGUUGGGAGGGGUCGAAGUGGACUGGCAGUUGCUACAAGUUGACGCCAGUUUCGAAAAGUGGCGCUGCUCGGGAGACUUGCCUGGGAUGGGGUGCUGACCUGGCUUCCGCUCUCACUUUCCUCGAAAAAGAGUUCAUUCUGGAAAAGGCCAAGGGCGCAAAAAACGAGGACACGUGGCUAGGGGCCAAACGGGGCGCCAACAAUGACUUUGAAUG
Messenger RNA from Mesorhabditis spiculigera, 707 nucleotides. The record is from the annotation of a GenBank genome assembly. Lineage: Eukaryota; Metazoa; Nematoda; Chromadorea; Rhabditida; Rhabditidae.